AUGGAUUACUUUGGUGCAGGGCGUCGUCAGUCCGGUCACUCGUCCUAUGCAAUGUUGUUCAACAGCGCAUCAAGAUCUGGUGAGCUGGGCUCGGAGCACUCCAUGAUCCCUUCCGAUGCGGCAACCAAGCGCAACUAUACAGUCACCAGCUUCACAAGUGCCCAUGACCGCAAGUUCGAGUAUACGAAGUUCGAUUUUAGCAAUGAAUUGCCGCCAUCAGAUCCUAUAUCGACUCCCCAAGAAACACCGGAACAGUCCAAGCAGGCAAUUCGAACAGGGUUCUGGGCCAAUUCUUCGAAACUUCUUCCACAUCUUGUCACCACCGCGGUGACCGCUGUGGUUGUGGGACUGAAUUUUCGCAAUGUUUAUUGGAUGGAUUUGAUGGCUCCGAAUGUCCAGAUUCUUCCUGGAAUUACCCAGGACGGUGCUUUGAAUGCACUUCAGUUGGCGGCUAAGCUACAUGAGCUGCUGCUUGUUGCUUCUCUGGGGACCAUUGUCUUGCAUGUGGCGCACGCUCAUCUGACUGGAAAUCACGGCCUUCCCCUGGGGCUCCUCACGAACGCCUUCUCCAUCGGGUCAGGCGACUUCUUGCGCACGAAGGCUUUCUGGACGUCCGCAUGGACCUCGAAAGCACACUACUGGCGCUUCUGGCUUCUGUCUCUGCUCGCCACCAUCCUGGCCACCCUUUCGGGACCAUCCUCUGCUAUUGCGAUCAUUCCCUCUUUGGAUUGGUUCCCUGUUCACCAUCCAUUCGAGAACGAAGUCCUGCCAUAUUACGUGUUCAACGAAAGCACCGCUUUGUGGCCUGAGCGUGUCACAGCCUCGAGUGUCAACAGUGCAGACUCGGGCGUUGACUGCUUGGAAGCUGCCUUGACCACCCAGGUCCAAGACAUCUGCCCUGCGGGUGACUUCCGUGAUUUAUAUAGUUGGGCAGGCAAUCUUCUCUUCGUCAACUCUUCCACUGGUUCCAACGUCUCCAUCCCCGACGUACGAGGUGAUACCCGGCGAGUCCUCUCAACUCAAUCCUGCAAGAGCGAUUUCGACGGAAGAGCAUCUGGCAUGUCGCUCAACACAUUCAUCACAGGCGCACUUACGCAAUGGUGGCAAUUUGCCCAAGACAAUUACAAUGGCCUAGGCCUUGAAGUCGCACGGCCACGCCUCACCCUGAAGAACCAGAUCUUUGCACCCAGAGUUGAAGUCAUGUGCAAUGGUUUCAAUUACUUCACUACCACAGAAGUUGAAGAUAGGAAACCUGUAAAGUUUCCAAGCUUGACGCCAAACACCACUUUUUCGAACCGUGACUUCCAGCUUCCAUACAACGGGACGUACAAUGCAACGGAUGUUCAGUGGGUUAAAAUGCCCCCAGGUCCCGACAGCCCGACUCUAGGGGCCGCAGUUCGUAUUCCCUGGAUCUAUUUUACAAACGCGAGCACGACAGAGACGAGGCAAGCAACGGCAAUCCAUGCCUGCAGCAUCUAUGCCCAAUGGGUGCCAGUAUAUGUUUGGUAUGAGCCAAGGACGAGUGACCAGGUUUCAUACUAUACACAGGGCGAACUGCCAAGUACCUGUCUUGACAUACCGCGGGUUGCUAGCGUAGACAGCCCGACCCGUAACAUGACUAUCGAUCAACAGUACGCCGACGCCAUCAACCAACCCAUACCCUUCAGCGAAGGAAACAUACCCGCAAUACAAGCAAUGCUUAACCAGCUAGUCUUUGAUGAAGGUGUCGUUGCACCCACGAAUCAGACCGGCGUCGUCUUCAAGUGUCCUCUUGUCGCCAACGUUAACGGCAGCGACUACAUCCCAGCCACAGAAGAGGAGACCAGAAGAAGCAGAGCAACAGUGAUAUCGACCAUGCUCGCUGGAGUCAUGACAGAUGGCCUCGCGCGUAUAGCUGGGAAUGGCAUCUAUCCUUAUUCAGCUGCGAUGUUCUUGACGAACAGAACAGAUUCUUCCGGCGGAUUGGUAGGGCGGUUCGUGGUCUCAUCCGCAAAGGGUGGACAGGACGAAUCGUUGAAUGCCACUUCGGCAGAGGUCAACGAUUGGCUCAGUAUUGACCCCGAGUUUGCUCGAUUCGGAUAUGGGUAUCGCUACCAGGGGUCCGCGACGGCGCAGUUUGGAAUUGUGAUCCUCCUAAUCCAUGUUGCCCUCGCCACGGCGCACACAGCCUUCAUUUUGUACAAAGUACUUUUCGCGAGGGAGGGCUUGGUCGGUUCUUGGACCACUGUAGCAGAACUGCUCGCUUUGGCGAUCAACUCAAGUCCAUCGUCGAGGUUGCAAAAUACCUGCGCCGGAGUAAGCACAACGAAGACCUGGAGGGAAGAAAUCUCCGUGAGAGAAACACAUACCGGGCACCUUGAGCUGGUGGUCGGCCCCGAGGACAAGGCUCGAUACAGACCACCGCAAGCUGGUCUUACCUAUGGGCAUUUGGUUGACUGA
This is a messenger RNA of Exophiala spinifera, 2439 nucleotides long. RefSeq lists its product as uncharacterized. The record is from RefSeq and is a predicted model, not a curated record. The transcript has 2 exons. Lineage: Eukaryota; Fungi; Ascomycota; Eurotiomycetes; Chaetothyriales; Herpotrichiellaceae. Bases 1 to 2439 code for a protein of 812 amino acids.